Messenger RNA from Manihot esculenta (cassava), 384 nucleotides. RefSeq names its product putative pentatricopeptide repeat-containing protein At1g12700, mitochondrial. The record is from RefSeq and is a predicted model, not a curated record. Gene Ontology annotation, molecular function: protein binding. NCBI's taxonomy places the organism in Eukaryota, Viridiplantae, Streptophyta, Magnoliopsida, Malpighiales, Euphorbiaceae. The transcript has a single exon. Bases 1 to 384 code for a protein of 127 amino acids.
AUGUGCAAAGUUGGGAAGAUUAAUGAUGCCAAGGAACUUUUUUCUAGUCUUUUUGAAAUUGGUUUACAACCUGAUGUUUAUGUAUAUAAUGCAAUUAUGAAAGGACUUUGCCAACAAGGAUUAAUGGAUGAAGCGUAUAAGGUAUUUAAAGACAUGGAAAAGGUAGGAUGUUUACCAAAUAAUUGUUGUUAUAAUAUCAUCAUUCAAGGGUUUCUCAAGCAUGAGGAUUUACCAAAAGCAUCAGAACUAAUCAACGAAAUGGUUGAUAAGGGGUUCUCUGCUGAUGCUGCUACCACAGAAUUGAUAGUACAUUUAUCGCUGAAUAAUGAUCUCAUUCUAAGCAAACUACGAAAUCGUUCUGAGGCUUCUAAAGGGGUGCAAUGA